This is a messenger RNA of Contarinia nasturtii (swede midge), 5175 nucleotides long. Its product is annotated as endoribonuclease dcr-1-like. The transcript has 10 exons. The coding region runs from base 144 to 5009 and encodes 1621 amino acids. Gene Ontology annotation, molecular function: deoxyribonuclease I activity; RNA binding; ATP binding. Gene Ontology annotation, biological process: apoptotic DNA fragmentation; rRNA processing; siRNA processing. The record is from RefSeq and is a predicted model, not a curated record. NCBI's taxonomy places the organism in Eukaryota, Metazoa, Arthropoda, Insecta, Diptera, Cecidomyiidae. Gene Ontology annotation, cellular component: nucleus; cytoplasm; RISC complex.
CUUCAUAAUUUGCGUUCUGCAUCUCUUGAUAACAAUUUAAAUUGUUUUGUUUUGUGUUGUUAAAUCAUAUUUAUGUGAAUGUUGAUUUGUGAUUAAUUAAAAAAAAAAACAACUUUGAUUUAUAUGUCGAAAAAUUACCAAAAAUGUCAUUCGAAAAUACAAGCGAAACUUCCGACAGAGAGUGUGAUGAGCAAAAAGAAUUCAAAAGUCGAGGCUACCAAGAUGAAAUUUUAAGAACAUGUAUCGAACGCAAUACAAUUGUUUAUCUGCCGACCGGCGCCGGAAAAACCUACAUUGCUAUUAUGGCACUGAAGCACUUUGCUAAAGAUUUGGGAAAGCCAAUAUCUGAAGGUGGCAAACGCUCCGUUUUUCUUACAAAUACAGUUGCGUUGGCACAUCAACAGAAAGAAGAGAUUUCGAAAAGAAUACCGUUCAAUGUACAAGUAUACACUGGUGAUAUGAAUGUGGAUGCAUGGACUGGCGAAAGGUGGUUGAACGAAUUUGAACAAAAUCACGUUCUUAUUGCAACAGUUCAAAUUGUGUUGGACAUUGUGCGUCAUGGACAUUUAAAAAUAUCUGAUUUCAAUUUGAUUGUGUUUGAUGAAUGUCAUAAUGCACAUAAAGAUCAUCCAAUGUUGCUGUUGAUGGCAAAAUUUAAAGAAUAUCCGGAAACGGAUCAUCCACGCGUGAUCGGCUUGACGGGAAUGUUAACCACAAAAUCGAUUAAACCAGGGAAUGUUAUGAAUAAUUUAAAGAAAUUAGAAGCAACAUUCCGUGCAACGAUUACGACAGCCAAAGGUGCAGCAUAUAGCGAUGUACUCAUGUAUUCAACCUGUCCAAAUGAAUCAAUUCUCGAAUACGAGAAGCGUAUGACAUUACAUUUUGAGAAAAUUAUUGGAAUGAUCAGAUCAAUGAUUCAAAUGAUUGAAAAAUGGCCUUUCGAUAUUACGCCCGGAUUGAUGUACGAUCCCCUCAAGGAUAAACAACCAACAAACAUGUCGAAGUAUGAAAAAAUUUGCACGGAACUUAUUUAUCAAAUAAACAAUUUAGGACUGUACGGUGGAACACUGGCUAAUUUGGCUGCAAUUGUGGACAUGGAACUGAAAAAACGUGAAGCGAUCAAAAGUAACAACAGAUACCUUUCGCGUGCUCUCAUUACUUCUCUGGAAACGAUUCUACACAUUAUGGAGCGUAAAAUUUAUAAUAAUAAAGUUGAACAAAUGACACAAACCGAUGACGAAUUUGACGAGCAAACGAUUUCAGAUGAUCCAGCGACAAUUUUGAAUAAUUCAUCAUCACAAGUGCAAAAAUUGUUGAGUUGUUUAACGAAAUUCGCCGAAGAAAAUUCAAAUGAACCGAUGAAAGGAUUGAUUUUUGUUGAUCGAAGGUCUAGCGCUCGCAUAUUGUGCCAUGUCAUCAAACGAUAUGCAAAUGCAUUACCACAUCUUAAAAUUAAAGUGGAAUUUAUGACUGGUCGGAAUGCAACACUCGAUGCCAUUGAAAUGCAAAUGAAAGGAAAAAAUAACAAACGAGUUUUGGAUCGAUUCAAAACUGGUGAAAUCAAUUUAAUUAUUGCCACAAAAGUACUGGAAGAAGGAAUUGAUUUGCAAGAAUGUAAUUUGGUCAUUUGUUAUGAUACACCAACAACAUUUCGAUCGUAUAUGCAGAGAAAAGGACGUGCUCGGAUGCGAAAAAGCCAAUUCGUUAUUAUGACACCGAGUGAAGGGACAGAUAAGUUGCAGAAAAAUAUUGGUGAAUGGCAAGAAAUCAAUCAAAUUUUGAAAAAGUAUUUGGUUGAAAAAGCAAUCGAUCGACCACCGCCAAUGCAAAGCGAUAUCGAUCGUGCAACUGAACAAAAAUAUUAUGAGGAAUACAAAACUGCCAAAGGAGCAAUUGCUGAUUUCAAUUCUGCAAUUAGUACGUUAAACAACUAUUGCAUGACUUUAGCAAGUGAUAAGUUCAUCGAACAAUUUGUUGAAUGGGAAGAAAAUUGGGAUAGUUGUGGCCUCUCCGGAACCAUUUUAAUGCCAAUUCUAUGUCCGAUAAAAGAAAAGAUCUCUGGUAAACCAAUGCCAAACACCAAAUUGGCAAAACGAAGCGCAGCAUUCGAAGCAGUAAAACGAUUGCAUAUUGUUGGUGAAUUAUCAGACCAUUUAGAGCCAAUCACUCAGAACAUAUGCUUAGAAAAAUACAAAGAUAUUUACUUUAAGACAUGGAAUCAAUUUGAAGAAGACGAACCGAAAAAAGCUGGAACACGGAAACAUUAUCGAAUGCAUGAUAUUCAAAGGCCAGCAGCGUUAAUCGACAGUAUUCCGCGUAUAAAUGUACAGCUUUAUUUGUAUGAAAUUGCCAUGGAACCGAAAUUCAAAGGAUCAGAUGAAAACAUAAGAACAUUUCAUAAUCUUUUUCAAUCACCACACACUUAUGGUAUCUUAACAAUGAAGAAAUUACCGCGCAUGGGUCCUAUCAAAUGUUAUCAAUCAUUUGGAGAAAUUACAUGUUCCAUUAGCUAUGAACCAAUGCCCAUUAUAUUGCAUGAUCCACAAGAGUUGGCCCGAUUAAAGCGAUUCCAUUGCAUUCUGUUCAAAUAUAUUUUGGAAAUAUGGAAGGAAUACUUUGUUUAUGAUGAAAAGGAUUCGGUGAUCAUAGUUCCGACAAUGAAUCAGAAAAUCAAUUGGCAAAUCGUCAAAGAAUUUCAAACAUGGUCAAAGGUGAAGGAAAAAACUCUCGCUGAACGUACGAAUGCCGAGUACAAAAGAGAGAAUUGGGAUGGCUGUGUCAUUUCUAAGUGGUACCUGAAUCAAACCAAAAAAUAUGUAAUAACAAAUGUUUUUGAAGAGAAAUCACCGUUAAGUUCAUUUCCAAAUGAUGAUUAUAAAAACUAUGCCGAAUAUAUGCUGAAAACAUAUCCCAAAACAGAUGGUGUGGUGAAUAAUGAUCAAUUUUUAAUCGGUGUCAAAGCAAUCACGUCUCGUUUAAAUCAUUUACGUCCGGAAAGUGGAAGUUCAUCAGAAAGACCUGAACUAUUGAUUCCGGAAAUGUGCCAUAACUUCCGAUAUCCCGGUGAUUUAUGGUUGAAAGCAAUUCUUCUACCAAGCAUCAUUCAUCGGAUUACAUAUAUUCUACAUGCGGAAAAUAUUCGAAAUGCCAUCAAUAAAUAUGUUGGACUUGAUAUUUCAGAUGAGCCGUGUCCAUUGAUCGAAUCCAUUCAAAAUUCCGAUGCACCCCGAGAAAAAGGAGAAAUUAGAGUUGUUGCCGAAAAAUUGAAUACAAAUGAUGCGGAUACGUCAAUUUUGAGAUCCGAAGAUUUUGAACCCAUCGAUUUGGAACGACAUUUUGAUAAUGUUUAUGAAGUCGACAUCGAUUUUUAUUAUAUGUUUAAACAUGGUUUAUCGUUCGAUGAGAACAAAAAUGGUACCAAUAAUAGUCUUCUCUCUCCACAUCAUCUCCACACAAAUGUGCCGGCCCUGUGUGACGUGGAGAGCGAUAAGCUUCGGAUUAAUGUGUUGCAAACAAAACUUAAGACUUCAAUCACUCGAGGUGUUGAACAGCAUGACAUCUUGGCUGCAAUUACUACCGCUUCAUCAGCCGAUGUAUUUAAUAUGGAAUCGCUUGAAGUGUUGGGCGAUGCAUUUUUGAAAUUCAGCGUUUCAUUGUACUUGAUUCAAAGGCAUCCGCAAUGGCAUGAAGGUUUCCUAACCUCAAUUAAAGGUCAAAUUGUUGGAAAUCGUAAUCUUUGCUACAGUGCCAUCAGAAACAAAUUUUCCGGAAUGAUAAAAGCUCAUGAUUUCAGUCCGAAGGAUGAUUGGCAGCCGCCAAUGCUGAAGGUUGAUGACCAAAUUCAGAAUGCCAUGAGAGAAUACGAUAUUACACCCGAUAUUCUGUAUAAACUCAGUUUAUCAACAGCUGAAUUAGAAGGUGGUGAAGUGUCGAACUCAAGUUUGGAACAGUUUAUCCAGCAAUUCUUGUACGAAAGAAAUACUGGCGGCGAGACAUCAACGAAGCAACAUUUCCUUGGCAAGCAGCGUAUCUCGGAUAAAACAUGUGCCGAUUGCAUCGAAGCCAUUUUGGGAGCGUGCGUCAAAUCGAUUGGCGUCGAACGCACUUUUAAAGUAUUGGAAAUGUUCGAAAUUUUACCACGUAAUGAUGUGCAAGACAUCACCAAAAUGUUACAAAACAAAUUGCGAUCACCACGUCUUCGCGCCAACAUUCCGGACAAAGAAGUUGACGACUUAUUAACAAAUCACAAAAAACUGGAAGAGUCCAUUGGAUAUACGUUCAGAGAUCGAGCCUAUUUGUUACAAGCACUAACACACCCGUCAUAUCCAACGAAUCGUGUUACCGGCUGCUAUCAGCAGCUUGAAUUUUUGGGUGAUGCCGUUCUUGAUUUUUUAAUUACCGCUUACAUAUUCGAGCGUUGUCCACACAUGGAUCCGGGGAAAUUGACCGAUUUACGAUCGGCACUUGUGAACAAUGUAACAUUGGCGUGCUUGUGUGUGCGUUACAAUAUCCACUUACAUAUUUUGUCACGAAGUGUUAUUUUAUCGGGAGCAAUCAAUCGGUUUGUUGACUUUCAAGACAAAACCAAUUACCAAACAGCCGAUCAUGUGGAACUAUUAAUGGAAGAGGGAGAAUGUAAUAUGGCCGACUAUGUGGAUGUACCAAAAACAUUGGGUGACGUUUUUGAAUCCGUUAUAGGUGCAAUAUUUUUGGACAGUGGCAUGGAUCUCGAGACGACGUGGAUGUUUAUUUAUCGUUUGAUGGAGAAAGAGCUACAUGAGUUCACGGCUAACGUGCCAAUUCAAACUGUUCGACAACUGUACGAAUAUCCAGAUGCAAAACCCGAAUUUGAAAAACCACAAAUUAACAAAGAAUCGAAUAAUGUUUUGGUUAGUGUUUGUUUUAAUUGUAAUGGAAAAAAAGUCGUGAAGCAUGGCUUUGGAACAAAUAAAAAAAAUGCCAAACGAGCUGCAGCUAAAUUGGCCCUGUCAACAUUGGACCAAAUUUGAAAGAUAUUGAUGCCUGAUUUUAACUUUAUCUCGGGGAAAUUUUUUGUUCAGUGUGAUAAUUCUGGAUAAUUCUGUGUGUCUUGGUAAAUUUAUCACGUUAAAAUUUCAAAUUAUUUCAACAGAAUCUGUGCAAUGAAUCUCAAAAUAUGGUGUUAGUCAAGUGUAG